CUCAAUGUCUUAGCCGCUUAGCAGUUUUCUGCAAAGGAUUUUGGAAUGGAAUCCUCGGUGAGCAAUCUGCUGCGCGAUAUUGGUUCACCACAAUAGUCCGGCAAUUUGCUUCAAGUCCAGUUUGCAGGAUGUCAGUUCCAAAGCCUGGGCCAUCCGUUUCAGCCGCACACGGGACUUCUGCAGACGUCUUUCCGCACAAAAAUCACAGGAGAAGGCAUGUAAUAGAUUUACCCCACAAUUUUAAAACACUAAAAGAUCAAGUGGAUAGUCUCCGUGCACAUUGGAAGGUCAUCAGUGACGAUAUAAAUCAUCAAUCAGCGACCAGGCAGAGAAACGAUAAUCAUGCAGCUUGUCAUAGUGAAAUAGAGUGGAUAUUGAAAUAUUACCAAGAGAAUAUUGUCAACCGGUACAAAAAGCUAGUUGGAAUUGAAUCAGGUGGAAACCAAACCCCAGUCCAUGAAUUGUCAGCCGCUUCCAAAGGUUGGAAGAACAAAUUUCGUAACCCAACAUUCUACAAGCUUGCAAGGCUGGAUAAAGAUGUUCUCAAGUUUGCGACUGAAGUCACCAAUCUGGAAAAUAAGAUUACACUUGAGCAUGUAACCAGUACCAUAAAUCCAGGAAUUGUUGUAACACAAAGUGCUCAAGAACUAACUCAUGUGCCUUCACAUGAAGCGGUCCUUGAGAUCCUGGAGGACUGUUUAUGUGACCGGGGCUGCAAGAGGAUUAUCAUCCACGGAGAACCACAAGUUGGAAAAACAAAUAUUUUGAGAAACUUGAAUAACCGGUUGGUUCAAUGCCCUCCCGGCCUGGAAUUGGACUACGUCAUUUGGGUGACUUUUCCGACUCAUCUGCUGGAGCCGGAGGACAUCAUCACUGACAUACAAGACAAAAUUCUUCAGCGUCUGGGCUUAAAUGGGCAGAGUAGUGGAAGUGGGAAAAAAGUAGUAAUAUCUAGAGCACUUCAUGAGAAAUCAUAUUUGCUGCUUUUUGACGGGUUCUCUUCCUCAAUUGAGCUUGAGGACAUUGGAAUCUCUGAAGAACAUGUGCACGGGAAAGUCAUCAUUGAAGCUAAAGAUCCAUAUCUCCUGAGGAAUUUUCCAUUCGACAAAGCAAUCAAAUUAGAGAGGUUACCACCCCAAGAUUCAAGGAAAUUGUUUGAUAAGAUCAUUUAUGAUGAAACAUUUUGUGGACAAAAAGCUGACUUGAUCCCUAAGGAGCUUGGGCUUCCAGGGGUGACCAUAUCUGCAGCUGGGCACCCGAGAAUUUUUAAUCGAGUACAACAUUGGGAAAAAAAUGCUGACUUGAUCGUUAAGGAACUUGGUGGGCUUCCAGGGGUGAUCACAUCUGUAGCUGGGCAGCUGAAAAUUAAUAAACGAAAACAAUAUUGGGAAGAUAUGAUUCGAAGAUUGAAAGCAGAUAUUUGGGAUAAUAAUCUUCUGGAAUUGGCAGGCUUGGCAGGAGUAAAAUUGGCUUUUGAUACAGCUUAUAGUAAAUUGAAAGAGAAUGAGCGAAAGUGCAUACUUUAUGCAGCAUUGUUUCCAAAAGACUUCACAAUUCCCAUAGAUAUUUUGGUCGAAUGUUGGAAAGCUGAAGAGUUUCUAUGGUGUCCUAUUCCUACACUCUCUCACGCACGAAGAGAAGGAGCGUGUGUACUCAAACAGCUGAUUGAGCUUAAUCUCUUAGAGAAGUGUUUUGAACACCAUGUCAAGAUGCCAAUAAUCUAUAGGAGACUUGCACUUGAAACACCUUUCCCUGGGGAGAAAAAUGCAACGUCCUUUGUCAGGUCGGGUCCAGAGAUAGACGGACACCUAAAAGACGAAGAAUGGGAGAUGGCCAGAAGGGUGUCUUUGAUACAAAGCCAAUUAGAGGAAUUACCUGUGAGCCCGAAAUGUGAGGGCAUGUCAACACUAUUUCUGCAAUUUAACCCAAACUUGACAAGCAUUGAGGAACCGUUCUUCAGAAGGAUGCAGAACCUUCGAGUUUUGGACCUGCACAGCAAAGGAAUAAAAUUGUUGCCUCCCUCUAUCUCCUACUUGAUGUCACUCCGGAGUUUAUACCUCAACAAUUGCUGUGACUUAACCGUGCUCCCACCUGAAAUAGUGAAGCUCAAGAAGCUUGAAGUUCUUGAUAUUCGAGGUACCUCAAUCCAUUGUUUGCCCGAAGAGAUCAGCAGUUUGUUUGGCCUUAGGUGCUUGAGGUUUUCAUUUGUCCUUGAAGCGUGCAAUCCCAAUCCGGAGAUAGAACGGACAUGGCUCAUAUUUUCCCCCGGAACGGCUGACCAGCUUGACAAGCUCGAGGAGUUGACUAUUGUCUUAGUAAAUGGAAGCAAUGACGGCAUUGUUGAUCGAAUAAAGGCAGAGAUGCUUGAAUUUGAGAACAAAAAUAACCAGUUUAAGUUCAUUCUUCAUAGGCUGUCCCAAUCAGUGGACCAAGGGAAUCUCGUUCAACUAAAGGGAAAGGCAGUAUACCUUCCGAAUCCAAGUGUUACUGCAAGUCAUGCUCAUGAGCCAACAACAGGAAACCAGUCUCCGAGAUCAGACAACAAGAGUUGUGUUCUCAGAGUGAACAUCCAUUGUGAAGGUUGCAAGAAAAAGAUCAGAAAGACAUUACUGAAAAUUGAUGGAGUUUAUGCUGUUAAAAUAGAUGUAGACCAACAAAAAGUUACUGUGACAGGAAAUGUUGAUCCAGCUACACUGAUAAAGAAGCUUGCCACGGCUGGAAGGCACGCAGAAUUGUGGGGAGCACAGAAAGGCGGGAGUGGUGCAUUCAACUUGAACAACCAGUUCAAGAAUAUGCAAAUUGAUAACUUUAAAGGUGGGGAAGAUAACACAAGAUGGGAGGGGGGGAACAAAAAGAAGCCAGGAAGAGGUGGUAGUGGUGGAGAUAACAAGAAGAACGAAUCAAAAGAUGAUGCCGUGAGAGAUUACCCGGCGCCGAUGCCCUAUCAGUACCCGCCACCCGUGCCGGUAUACUACACCGCACCAGUGCCGGCAUACUACGCCGGGAGUGCGGAGGAGAAUCCAAAUGCUUGUGUCAUAUGCUAACUUCCAAGGAUUAGAAGAACUUCGAAGUCAUGAAUCAUGAAAGUAUCCCCCAUUAGACGACGGCAAUGCCAGUUUCAUCUGUUAUGUUUUUUAAUUUUUGGGUGUCAAUCCUAAGGAUAAUUUUUGUUAGGUUAGUACGCAGUGGUAUUUUAGAAGUCAAGAAGAGUGCUCCCAAAAACUCUUUUUAUCUUUGUUAUUUUCCUUUUUUCCUUCU
Coffea arabica (coffee) is the source of this 3258-nucleotide messenger RNA. Its product is annotated as disease resistance protein UNI-like. Lineage: Eukaryota; Viridiplantae; Streptophyta; Magnoliopsida; Gentianales; Rubiaceae. Gene Ontology annotation, molecular function: metal ion binding; ADP binding. The record is from RefSeq and is a predicted model, not a curated record. Gene Ontology annotation, biological process: defense response to other organism.